CGCGCGCUCACGGUCUCAUUGAGUUUCUUCAGUAUGGCGAUGACACAGACUCGUCCUGUCGUUGCACCGAAUGUGUCGUGAGUGAAUCAUCAGAUGUAAUGAGACUAUAAUGAAACUUUAAUGAGAAGUCAGAGAUGAAUGUGAGAGUCUAAUGUUGGAGGAUUUUUACUGGAUCAGAGCUGCGGAAAAUCACUCCGGAUGAUAGAGGAGGCGAAGCGGAGGGGGAAUGUCAUGGCCGAUCGGAAGCAGAUCUUCACGGACAUGAAGGCACAGAAUUAUGACACCAUCCGGCUCUCCACGUAUCGAACCGCCUGCAAGCUUCGAUUUAUUCAGAAGAAAUGCAACUUGCAUCUGGUGGACGUGUGGAAUACGAUCGAGGCGAUUCGUGAUAAUGGUUUGAACACUCUGGAUGUCUGUACUGAGAUCAGCUUGGCUCGACUGGAGACCAUCAUCACCUGCAUCUAUCAGCAGCUAAAUAAACGCCUGCCCACCACACACCAGAUCAACGUCCAACAAAACACCAACCUGCUGCUCAACUUCAUGCUGGCGGCUCGCGACAGCGAUGCUCAGGGAAUGUUGACGGUUUUCUCUGUGAAGGUCAUGCUCUCGGUGUUGUGUGGAGGAAAACUGGUGGAUAAACUUCGCUAUAUUUUCUCCCAAGUAUCAGACGCUCACGGUGCGAUGGUGAUGUCAAAGUUCGAUGACUUUCUGCGGGAGGCGCUAAAGUUACCCGCCGCUGUGUUCGAGGGGCCGUCGUUUGGCUACAUGGAUCACUUUGCCAGAUCCUGUUUCCCUCAACAAAAGAAAGUGAUGUUGAACAUGUUUCUGGACUGUGUGAUGUCAGAUCCUCCUCCUCAGUGUGUCAUCUGGCUUCCUUUAAUGCAUCGUCUGUCUAAUGUUGAGAACGUCUAUCAUCCGGUGGGAUGCUCUUACUGUCGCUCGGAGGGCAUGACGGGAUUUCGCUAUCGCUGUCAGCAGUGUUUUAACUAUCAGCUUUGUCAGCACUGUUUUUGGCGAGGUCACGCCAGCGGAAACCACAAUAACCAACACCAGAUGAAGGAACAUUCAUCCUGGAAAUCUCCUGCUAAGAAGUUUGGUCGAGCCAUCAGUAAAUCUUUGGGUUGCGUGCCGAGCAGAGAGCCGUCCCACCCCAUUUAUCCAGAAUACCCAGAGAAACCCCUCAACCUGUCCAAUAUAGUUCCAGCGCGUCCAAUAGGAAACAUGAAUGAAUCGGCUCCGCCCCCUUCUGCUGGCUCCACCCCUGCUAAGAGACUGCCGACUCUCAGUGCAGCUCAGCGUAUGAAUGAGGAACAUGCGUUGAUUUCAGCAUAUGUGAAUAAACUACAGCAAAGCCCGCGAGCAUUGGAUAGUCCCAGCCGAACAGAUGAAGAACACAAACUCAUCGCUCGCUACGCGGCUCGUCUUUCCACAGAUGCCGGAAACAUUGCUAGUCCUGCAAACUUCAGCUAUGACACAAACAAACAGCAGAGACAACUUAUCAUGCAACUGGAGAACAAGAACAGAGAGAUUUUGCAGGAAAUCCAGCGCUUACAUGUGGAGCAUGAACAGGCAUGUCAGCAGACCCCAGAGAGAGUCCAACAGAACCCCACCCUACUGGCAGAACUGAGACAGCUCAGACAGAGGAAGGAUGAGUUGGAGCAGAGAAUGUCAUCACUUCAGGAGAGCAGACGAGAGCUGAUGGUGCAGCUGGAGGGACUGAUGAAACUACUGAAGGACGAAGAGCAGAGACAAGCAGCUCAAGCCGCUGGUUCUUCUCCAAGUCACGCCUCCCCUCGUUCUGUCCCAGUGCCCGUUCGCUCUACGUCUGCAGGCUCCACCCCUGUAUACCCAGGCCACACCCCCACUCACGGUCCACAGGACUCUCUCUCUGGAGUGGGUGGAGAUGUUCAGGAAGCAUUCGCUCAGGGCGCUCGCAGAAACCUGCGAAAUGAUCUGCUAGUGGCAGCAGACUCCAUUACGGACACAAUGUCAUCACUCGUCAAAGAGCUGAACUCGGUGGAGGAUGGAGCAGAGUAUGACGAGAGACUGCAAAAUGGUAAAGAGAGAGGUUACCCCAUAUAAGCGCCCGUAAACAGAAUCAUGCAUGGAUUCAUUAUUCAAACGGCACAAUGACGAUAUCCUCCGAAUCCAGGUUCAGCCAAUCAGAGGGCAGCUCAGGGAUUCGGCUGAAGCUCGGCUUCCUGUGGAUUGCUUGAGGAGGAAAACAUUUAGUUGUUUUAGUGUUUGGUUUUGUAGUUAGAGUUUUCUGAGAUCUGUGAUGCAGAACUGCUGUUCACUUAACGGCGUUUGAUUUUUAGUAGCUGAUUUCAGUGAUGUUUGAAAGCUUUAUAAAUUUCGGAUGCACCCAGAGACAUUUCUGAUAUGUUGAGGAGUUGGACAGAAUGGACUGAAGAGGAACGGAAUGGAAUAGGCGAUGAGCUGAUUGACCGGAUGAAGUAUGUGGGUGUGGUUUGUUGGAUGUGGGUGUGGUCACGGAAGUUUGUGGUGUUUGGGGGGACGCAGCCUUAAUGAAUGCUGUAAGCACGACUAAGUUAAAGAAUAUUGUGUGGAAUUCUGUACUGUAAUCUUUUUAUUUAUAUGCAGAAGACAAGAUUUGAGCAGUAUGGUAAAUGUACAUUACGAACCGUCGAUGGUAUUUUCAGCUUUGUAAAUCUGAAAUUCAGAUUUAGAGUUUAUGUAUAUUUAAGUAAGUUUUAAAUCGGUACUUUGAUAAUGAUGCUGAUCUUGUACUGUGCUCUGAACUGGAUAAUUUCACUUAUCAUGAAAUUUGUUGAUUUUCUGGAAGCACUGUUUAUAGCUCUGAUAUCAUCUGUGAACCUGCAUUUCUUGCAGACAAACAUUUGGAUUCAUGUCUGACCUGCUGCACGUCUUUUUUUUUUUCGAGGGGUGUGUUCAUGUGUGUGGUGUGUUUGCCUCUCUAUAUUGUUGGGAUGUUGUUGAAACCUUCAUUUACAGAGUCCGAUAAAACUUGCCACAAAUGAAAAAGUCUUGAAGUAUUUACUCUGUGCUUUUCUGCCAAACCAUUCGUGGGAUUUUGGCCCUUCACGAUGUGAUUCUAUCUUCGGUUAAAUGACAUCACUUCCUGUGAAAACUCUUUGAAAUCAUUACGGUGCUGGUAGCCAUAGUGUUUGCGCUCUCCACUGAACAAUUGUAUUUUUAAGAAAAGGCUAAUUUUACAGAUAUAACUCUGAAAUGAAGAGUCUAAACAGGCUUUGCUCAUGCAAAUGCAGUGAUUUCAAGUGUUGGUUUGUUGUGUGCAGAAUAAAUUAUAUAAGAACUAAAAAAA
Misgurnus anguillicaudatus (oriental weatherfish) is the source of this 3307-nucleotide messenger RNA. Lineage: Eukaryota; Metazoa; Chordata; Actinopteri; Cypriniformes; Cobitidae. The record is from RefSeq and is a predicted model, not a curated record.